GAUAAGAAUUUUGACUCUAUUGAUCAUGAUUUUAUCGCGGAUAUGAAGAUUUCGGAUAGAGAUUUACUUUUACUGCAUAUUUCUUUCGAAAGAACGUUAAUCAAGUAUACUAACUGGGAAAUUGAUACGACGAAAGAUAUUUGUAAGGGUUUGUUCAAGGAGGAAAUAAAUGGCCUAUCAACGGACGAAACCGCUGCGACCACAAUACGCGUUGACGACCUUCAGGGAUCGCGAUGUUUCGUUAAACUUAUGAGUUCAAAUGUCUUCCUUCUUGUUUUUGUCCCCUCACUCAUGACUUUGUUAAAUGAGAUGAUCCAAAAAAAAGGGAAGUACGUUGAGGACAAACCGUGUUACUUGAGCUUGUUUAUAUUUUUAUGUGAGCGACAAAAGCCGCUAUACGGUGAACCUAAAGAGGGGCCUAAUUCUUUCCAAGAAGGUUUGCUCGAUCUUGAACUUUCAAAUCCAUUGGGAAGUUCGUUGAAGCCAAGGUUAAUUGGAGGCUCGGUAAAUAAGGGCACAUGUAAUCAAGCUGACCAACAAGACCAGGAGGUGCAGGAAAAUAAAUUCGACAGAGCCAUUCAAAUUGUGUCGAAUUUAUAUGCCCGUGGAUUUGUAAAGUCAAUUUACUCAAGUAUUUUGCAAAAGCGUAAAGUGAAAGUAGAGGAUUUUCGUAUGGCUAUUGAUGCGUGCGAACAAAUUAAUCUCAAUAUCGACAUUACCGGGUAUGUGAAUGUGCAUGUUUUGGGGGGCGCGGAAAAAGAAGAUGCAAAUGACGUCUAUCAAAAGUUUGCCGCCGUACUUGGUCAUUUUUUUGAACCUGCCAACUUUGACGGAGAUGGAUUGGAAGAUACCUAUUAUUAUUAUCGCAUAAAGAAAUUGAGCACCGAUGUUAUUGACAAUACCGAUAUCUUUGGAAAUUUUUUGGAGACAUUCAAUUGUUCAGAAAACCCGUUGUUCAUCCGAUUGGAGUGUAUUUUCAGAAAGCCUCUGUCAGAACACGCUGACUCUGAUCCUAACCCAAAAGAAUUCAAAGUUGCGGGAUAUGAGGUCGUCCGGUUUCCCGUGGCAAGUUUACCUAUAACAUAUCAUUGUGAGUCAGAAGGUAGAUCAUAUGAUUUUACACCUAAAUCAAUUGGGACCGACGCUUCUCCGGUCGAGUCGUCAGACGGCACGACAGCUACUUUACGAAUAAUUUGCCUAGCAUUGCCACGGGUGGAGGAUAUCGGUGAAGAAGACUAUGGCUUGGAAAGACUAUUUGAAAAAUCAGAUGAUGAUUUGUUUGAUAAGUCCGAUGAUCGAAUCAAUUCAAGCUUGAACUUAUUGACCACGGAUAAACGAGAGGCCUUAAUAGAAAGCAUUGAUCGAAUUGACUGGCUAUUAAAAGAGGAGAUAAUGCAUGAACUCUUGAAAACUCAAAACGUAAAUCGAUCGGUACUCGCAUUUAUACAAAAGCAGUUGAAGAAGAAAGGAAAUCCUUUCGUUGAUUUUCCGACAACUUUUACCGUGCCAUUGUCUUUUGUUCGUCAAGAUAAGGGACCAGUUCGAUUUCUUCAAGAGUUUAGUAAGGCAGAUAUGAGACCAUAUUCAUUAAAUCAAGUUGAAGAUUGUUUCUACAUUAGCUUAGAUGAUGAGAUUCCCGAGUCUUUGGAGGUAGCAACGCUUAAUGCUGAUGAUAGCCUUGGCAGUACUGAGUCGCAGCAAGUUCUCGUGAUGGAAACUUCGAAUGACGAGGGUGCGGAUCAGAAUGUCAAUAACGGGUAUGCUUCGGGGCUCGGGAUAAGCCUUACUUCGCGUGAGAACAUGGGUGAUUCAGGUGGAGCCGAGAUGUCUCCCAAAAAGAAUAUUAGGCACAAACAAUUGUUUUGGUUGUUACUUAUCCCUCAAGAAACAAGUAUUCAAGUAUACUUUUAUUCAAAAGCUAUAACUGCUAUGGAGCGGUCACGAAUUAUGAGACAUGUAAGAAAUUGUAUAGUAAAAAUAUCUGAGAGAGUUAAUAGAUUGAUAUUAUUAGAAGAACUUAAUGAAAAACGUCUCUGCAGCAAAUAUUUGGUACCCCCUGAUGACUCCACCGAUUACGACCCUACAUCAGAAGAAGAUGAUAUGCAAUCAAACGAAGGGCAACUAACCAAGAAAUUUAAAGUUGGUCAAUUCAGUUGUCCGAUUAUUUACAGACGCGCACUUCCUCUUCAUUUUCGAGUGUCACCAAAUGCUGUUUUGAGUAUAGCUAAUGAUAAACUUGGCCCAUUAUCUAUCUUGAACCGCAAAAACAUGUUUGUUUAUUCUGUUGAUAAAAAUAUUGUGUACAUUAAAUUAUCCGAAGUAGAAACCAAUGAAACCAUAGAAAACAUUACGGAGGCAUCUCCUUUAAUCAAUGCUGAUGCCGGGAAUAAUGGUCUGGCUGCACCUUUUGUUCCAAGAGUAGCCCCAAGAUCCAGGACCGUAGGAAGAGAGUUGGUGGUGGAUGUGUUUGGCUUGAACGUACCAGGCAAAGAAAGCGAAGAAAUCUUAAAGGGAUUGAUAUCUAGUUUAGAAACAAAAGUAAUACCCACUGCGACGCUUCCUAUCAUGUCUUCCUUUCUUGCUCGUAAUCGAAACGCCGCACUUACAAAAGAGGAUGUGGAAUACAUACUGCCAAUACAUAGAACUCCUAAGAACCUUUGGUUAGGUAUCCCAACUUCAAUUAAAAAUAUAUACGCUUUUUUAGUGUAUUUCAAUCAAAAUAUUUCUGGUCAAAUCUCUGGUUAUUUGAAAUCAUUAAGUGGGGAAGAAGUAGCCGCUGUUAUUAAGCGUCAUCAUGAAAGCCUCUAUGGAAUUGUUGGUAGCGAUAUUGAUAGAAGUGUGGACAAUGAAAGAGCGCCCUAUGAUAUUCGACUCCGGGAAUUUUCAUUCUAUUAUAAUUUCUCCACACGGACGCCAAUUGAAUUAAGCGUUGGAGAGGGAAUUGCUGGAAUUUGUUUGACAUUAAUCGACAGUGAUGGAAGACCAGUCUAUGAGCUUCCCUCGGAACAAAUUUAUAUGGGCGAUAAUGACAUGUCGGAUAUAUUGAAAUAUAUUUCAAAAGAAGAGACUAUUUUAUACGAUGUUAACAAUAAAUAUGAUUACAGAUUGUUCGUUGAACUUUGGACAGAGAGCACGCUCAAUUUGGAUAAACUAUUUGAAUAUAUGAAAAAGAGCUUCAGGCAAUGUCUAUGUGAUUACUUUAUAGAGGUUGCAAUCACUCAAGGUUUGGACCGUGAGCCAGAAAACUUUGUGGACAAUGGUACUUUGGAUGUCGAUAGAGAUCGUUCCGAGGACAAUCAGAGGAGAGAAACUUCUGUGGAUGACUAUGAGGAGCUUUCUGCGAAAGGUCAUGAGGAAGAACAUCCUGUGGAUGAAUACAAAGAAGGGAUUCCCGUGGAUGAUCACGAUGGCACCGAUAUAAAAGAAACAUCUGCAGUGGAGUACAUCGAUCCACGAGUCCAAGAAGCAUUUAUUAAACCAUCAUUGGAAUUAAUUGGCAGAGCGGUGGACUUGGAAAAUCCAACAUUGGUUAAAUUGACAGUGCAAUUAGAUAUGCCGUCAUGGAUGAUGGACGAUUUUUUGAAUGAAGUUCGGGAAGUUUUAUCAAGUGUUCAUCAUAUUUUCACACCCAUCAUUCUAAGAACGAAACCUAACGCCUCUAUGGUUGGAGAGGAGAAUGUUAUGUAUGAAAUAUAUCGACCAAAAAAUUCCACCCUGAUGAAAGAGAAGAUGAAAAUGGAUCCUCAUCAAUACCUGAUAAUUGCAGGUCUCAAGGAAUUGAAUCAAAGAUACGGAUUAUCUGAAAAGAUCGAUGACACACAAUUGGAAUCACUCAUGGGUACUACCGACGGAGCACAUUCCAGAAAGAGUUCUUACGCGUCAGCAUCGCAACGUCAUCUCCUAGAAGAGAUUAUGACACAUACCAUAACUCCCUCUAGUGAUAAUAGAGAUAAUACAAAGACAUUUAAGCUAUUCCGAUCUUGUUUCCUUUUUAUGACAAUCGAUGGGUUCGGUCUGUCAAUUUAUAUUUACAAUUGGCAGAAACAUAGCUCAGAUUAUGUAUUUACGGCGAUGACAAAAAUUUCUGAUUGGCAAAACAAGCGAAUCAAACUACUUAAUAACGUACUUCAUCAGAAAAUGGGAUUGUUCUAUCAUACCAAUGGAUUUUCCUUUAAAGCUCAGCCGGGUUUGAAUGCCGCUAAGGCUGCAGCACCAGUUACAGAUUGGUCACUUGUGAAUUCGUUAAUUAAUGAUCGAUUUCCUCCUCGUCCAAAACUUGAUGAACGAGUCGAUGGAACUAAAAAAAAUCCAGCUCCAAACAACGUAGAAUCCAAUGAAAAUAAGAAAAACCAAGUUUCACACAACAUAGAAUUGGAUGUCAAUCAAGUGUUACUCACGUCGAUGGACUUAAACGAAGUAUUGAAAGAAACAUAUAUCGAACUGUUUUCGGAGAAUGAACAAUCUUCAGAAGGUAUUGAUGCUCUCAAAAGACAUGGAAUGUCAUUCAUUGAAGAAUGGGAUCGCCAAAACAAGGUAUCCCUGGCCCACGAUAAUGCUCGAAAUGUGUAUAAAAAGUGGAAAAAAAGAAUUGAGGAUAACGGUGAGGGAAGUGAAAAAAUCUCGAGAUCCGAUUUCGAAAUUAUAUUUCGUACGUCACGACUUUUGCAUUGUGAUAGGGCAAAAGUUAUAUUCAACGAGGAUGUGUCAGAUUUGUAUAAUGAUAUGAUUUCCGCAUUCUCAAACGAGUAUUUAACCUAUCUUGAAGAUACUGGUAUGCAGAAAUUGUAUGGUGUGGACGACGGAGAUUCUGAAUCAGUUAAAUCGGACAAAGCAUCGGAUAAGUUUCCCACGACGUUUUUACUGAAAGCACUACGAGGUGGAACAAUUAUAUGUGAAGUGCAGAUUCAAAAGGAAAUUGUGUUCGUUACCUUGCACAUGCUUAAUCGACGUUAUGGUAAGAUUCGCGUAGUUAUACCGGGAUCUUCUUCGGUCGGUUACGAUAGGGAGAGUAUGAGAACAUUUACAGAGGAAUGCGGAGUGAUUAAGAAAAAAAUUCGUGUGAAUAAUUUUAUUUACGACUUUCAUCUUCGCUAUAUCAAGCAACAAUUAGAAAAGUCGACGAAGAAUCCUCUCAAAUUUAAUAUAAUUGAAAUUCUCAGAAGCAUUUCUCAUAAUUCAAAUUACGUGCGUCAUCGGGUUUAUCAUUACAUUUUUAGCGAAGAAUCGGAUUUAAUACCAGACGGUUUAUUCGAUUAUAUCGUCGCUCAUCCUCAUUAUUUUGGACUUUAUCCGAUAAUUUUCGGCGACAAACCGAUUGCGUGCUUCGCCAAGUCAGUUUGUGGGAACAGCUGUUCAAGCGAAUUAUGUGAUUUUCGUGCGGAUAAGCGAUUUGAGAGCACUCUUUCAAAAGAGGAACUCAUACCAUGCAUUAUGGUACUUUCUUUACCGCCGAAUACUGAAUGUGUUGCUGGAAAAAUAUACAUCGAAUAUCAUGUUAUCGCAUUUCAUGAUAAUGAUGGAUAUUCGAAGUCGAGAGAAGACUACCAAGGCAAAUUAAAAAUUCGUUGUUGCCAAAAGCUUGAAUCGAUUACGCGUCAGGCGAUAACAUACCAUCGACGGGACAAAUUAUGGGAUCAGCUUUACACACUAAAUAGAAAUCGUACUUCACACCACAUCAACGUCGAAGAGUUGAAAGAAUUAAUUGAGCUUUGUCAAACUCGUGAACUUGACACAAUCAAUUCUAAUUUCUGUCAUAUCUUGACCCUUUCCCUAAAUUGGACGGAACUGCUAAACUUUCUACUCGCUUAUUAUUCAAAAGAAUCAAGGGAAUUGUACGUUGAGCAAACUCGUCAUUUGAUGAUACUUAGCCCCCAUGAUCUUUUUAUUCACUUUAUUCUACCUCCAACUGUCGGAAGCUCGGGUUCGGAAAGAGAUGGAAUUAAUAAAUUGAUGGUGAAUGUUAUUUGCAGGGAAGUUGGGCAGCAGAACCAUGAAAAAGUUUUAGAUCAGUUUGUUGCUGAUAUUAAGGUGACCAUCAGUCACUGGCUAUGGAGAAAAUUGAUUAAUGCCUAA
Molecule: messenger RNA, 6072 nt
Organism: Acaulospora morrowiae
Lineage: Eukaryota; Fungi; Glomeromycota; Glomeromycetes; Diversisporales; Acaulosporaceae
Source: the annotation of a GenBank genome assembly